UUGAACGAAUUAAAAGAAUAUGUCAAAACUGUUGUAUUAACUGUUUUUUUGUGUUUAUUCAAAAGUAUUAUUUCCAAAAAGAGUUUAAAUAUAUAAACAUUGUUUGUUACUUGAUUACAAAACUGAAUACUGUUAAGUUUAUGUUUGACUAGUGUUAUUUUACUAAUAACAGUAUGGAUGUCGCCGAUACUUUUGCGACGCAAAGUCAAGUUAGAGACGAAGUUGGUGUACGAUGUCAAAAACUUUUUCAAGACUUUCUUGAAGAGUUCAAAGAAGACAAUGAGAUUAAAUAUGAAAAACACGCAAAAGAAUUAUUGAAACCUGAAUUAAGUACACUAGAAGUCAGUUUUGACGAUAUCGAAAAAUACAACCAGAAUCUUGCAACCACUAUUAUUGAGGAGUACUACCGCAUUUAUCCAUUUUUAAAUCAAGCUAUUUUCAACUAUGUGUUGAGUCAGGCCGACAGUGGUAUGAAAAAAGACUUACAAGAUAAAGAAUGUUAUAUAUCAUUUGUUGAUGUACCUACUAGACAUAAAGUAAGAGAAUUGACGACAGCUAAAAUUGGUACACUGAUCAGAAUAUCAGGACAGAUUGUCCGAACUCACCCAGUGCACCCUGAGCUGGUCUUGGGCACUUUUGUUUGCUUAGACUGUCAAACUGUCAUUAAAAAUGUUGAACAACAAUUUAAGUACACAAUCCCAACUAUUUGCCGUAAUCCAGUAUGUGCGAAUCGUAGACGGUUUAUGCUGGAUGCAGACAAGUCCGUUUUUGUGGACUUCCAAAAGAUACGCAUACAGGAAACUCAGGCAGAGCUACCGAGGGGAUGUAUCCCCCGUUCACUUGAGGUUAUACUGAGGGCUGAGGCUGUUGAAUCCGUGCAGGCUGGUGACCGCUAUGAUUUCACUGGAACCUUAAUUGUUGUUCCCGAUGUUGGGUCUCUUUCCUUACCUGGUGCAAAAGCAGAGCUUACCACAAGGACCAGGCAGGCCAAUGAAGGUCAAAUGGAGGGAAUUAAGGGCCUAAAAGCAUUGGGAGUCAGAGAAUUGCAUUACAAGACAGCGUUUUUGGCGUGCAGUGUGCAAGCAAUAUCACGCAGGUUUGGUACUGCGGAACUAGCCACUGAUGAUCUCACCACAGAGGAUAUGAGGAAACAGAUGACUGAUAAGGAGUGGGAUAAGGUAUAUGAAAUGUCGAGAGAUCGUAAUUUGUAUAACAACUUGAUUGCGAGUUUGUUCCCAAGCAUACAUGGUAAUAAUGAAGUAAAAAGGGGGAUAUUGCUCAUGCUUUUUGGAGGAGUUGCUAAAACAACUAUGGAAGGGACUACACUUCGUGGCGAUAUCAACGUAUGUAUAGUGGGCGACCCAAGUACGGCGAAGUCACAAGUAUUGAAGCAAGUAAGCGAGAUCACGCCACGAGCGGUGUACACCAGCGGGAAAGCUUCUUCGGCCGCGGGUCUCACAGCAGCCGUUGUAAAGGACGAGGAAUCAUUCGACUUUGUAAUAGAAGCCGGCGCGUUAAUGUUGGCGGAUAAUGGGGUUUGUUGUAUAGAUGAGUUCGACAAGAUGGACCCUGGCGAUCAGGUAGCCAUCCACGAGGCUAUGGAACAGCAGACAAUAUCAAUAGCCAAGGCUGGCGUUCGUGCGACUCUUAAUGCACGUACAUCGAUUCUGGCCGCUGCCAACCCCAUUGGUGGUAGGUAUGACCGCGCAAAAUCACUGCAACAAAAUGUCGCACUGAGUGCACCCAUCAUGUCCAGAUUUGAUUUAUUCUUCAUAUUAAUAGAUGAGAGUAGCGAAAUGGUUGACUAUGCUAUCGCUCGGAAGAUUGUGGAUCUCCACUGUAAUAAGGAAGAGACAUAUGACUGUGUAUAUUCUAGAGAAGAUCUGCUGAGAUAUAUUGCAUUUGCGAGAUCGUUCAAGCCUAUUAUUACAGAAGAAGCUGGCCAGUUACUAGUGGAGUACUAUUCCGCAUUACGAUCACGCGACAGCAGCGGAACGGGCGGAGCAGGAGGCGGCGCAUGGCGAAUCACCGUAAGGCAACUGGAGUCCAUGGUCCGGCUGGCGGAGGCCAUGGCCAAGAUGCACUGUAGCGGACAUGUCGCGCCUCAACACGUACACGAGGCUUACAGACUGUUGAACAAAUCCAUUAUUAGAGUUGAACAGCCAGAUAUACACUUGGAUGAAGAUGAUCCACAGUUUGAGCCUACCAUGGAUGUUGAUCAGGACUUACCUAAUGGCACUGGCAGUACAAACGGCCACGUGAAUGGAGACUCGGCGCCCAAAAAGAAGCUUACAUUGUCAUUUGAAGAUUACAAAGCUCUUAGUGAUAUGCUUGUGGUGUUCAUGAGAAAGGAAGAGGCUGAGACGGAAACUAGAGGAGAGGAGAGUUCUGGUAUGCGUAAGAGUGCAGUAGUGAGUUGGUACCUGGAACAGCUAGUUUCACAAGGGCAUAUUGAAAAUGAAGAUGAACUACUUGAAAGGAAAACCCUUGUAGAGAAAGUGAUUGAUCGCCUCAUGUACCAUGACCAAGUAAUUAUUCCUUUAUCAACUACCGGGCUGAAGGCAACCCAGAAAUCCACGGAGCAGGAGAUAGAGGAUGACCCAUUACUAGUGGUACAUCCCAACUAUGUAGUUGACGCAUAGGAAAUAAGUUGUCUUUUUGUUUAAUAAAAUUGAUAAAUCAGAACUU
Messenger RNA from Achroia grisella, 2688 nucleotides. It is a transcript of the gene Mcm6, whose product is annotated as DNA replication licensing factor Mcm6. The transcript is spliced from 14 exons. Gene Ontology annotation, cellular component: MCM complex; nucleus. Gene Ontology annotation, molecular function: ATP binding; single-stranded DNA binding; single-stranded 3'-5' DNA helicase activity. The record is from RefSeq and is a predicted model, not a curated record. NCBI's taxonomy places the organism in Eukaryota, Metazoa, Arthropoda, Insecta, Lepidoptera, Pyralidae. Gene Ontology annotation, biological process: mitotic DNA replication; double-strand break repair via break-induced replication; DNA replication initiation. The coding region runs from base 174 to 2642 and encodes 822 amino acids.